GGGGCUUCCAGUUCCCGAUGGUGCUUCGUAUGCGCCGCAGCGGCGUGCCUAUCGAGAGCAUCACGAUUGGUGCCGGUAUCCCGACGCAGGAGCGUGCGCUUGAGAUGAUGUCACAGCUGGAGGCCGUUGGCAUCAAGGUGGUGUGCUUCAAGCCCGGUUCGGUGGACGGUAUCCACGCGGUGCUGCGGCGAUGCGUCAAUGACCGUGAUGCUGCAGUGGACUGACGGCCGCGCUGGUGGCCACCAAAGCUUUGAGGACUUCCACCAGCCGAUGGAGGAGACGUACGCCGCCAAUCGUCGCGUGUCGAACGUGCUGGUGGUGGUGGGCUCUGGCUUCGGCAACUGGGAGGACUCGAAGCAGUACCUCACGGGCGAGUGGAGUCUGGCCCGCGGCCACCUGCACAAGAUGCCUGCAGAUGGUAUCCUGAUGGGCUCUCGCGUGAUGGUCGCGAAGGAGGCCGCGACCGCGCCGGCAGUGAAGAAGCUGCUGGUGGACACGCCUGGUAUCGAGUCGGAGCUGGAGUGGGAGACGAGCUACACGAGCGUCGCGGGCGACGUUGUCACGGUGGCGUCGGAGCUGGCGAGCCGAUCCACGUGGUGGCUAACCGCUGCGCUGUGCUGUGGAAGGAGUUUGACAACAAGUACUUCUCGAUCCCGCGCGAGCAGGUGGAGCUGGCCCU
This is a messenger RNA of Phytophthora sojae, 679 nucleotides long. RefSeq lists its product as hypothetical. Lineage: Eukaryota; Oomycota; Peronosporomycetes; Peronosporales; Peronosporaceae. Gene Ontology annotation, molecular function: enoyl-[acyl-carrier-protein] reductase (NADH) activity. The transcript has 2 exons. The record is from RefSeq and is a predicted model, not a curated record. The annotation marks the transcript as partial.